This is a messenger RNA of Apiotrichum porosum, 711 nucleotides long. RefSeq lists its product as uncharacterized. Gene Ontology annotation, biological process: ribose phosphate biosynthetic process. NCBI's taxonomy places the organism in Eukaryota, Fungi, Basidiomycota, Tremellomycetes, Trichosporonales, Trichosporonaceae. Bases 1 to 711 code for a protein of 236 amino acids. Gene Ontology annotation, molecular function: sedoheptulose-bisphosphatase activity. The transcript is spliced from 7 exons. The record is from RefSeq and is a predicted model, not a curated record.
AUGGGUCUCCGUCGCAUGCCUAGGGUCUACCUCAUUCGCCAUGGCGAGACCGAGUGGUCCCUCAAUGGUGAGCUUGCCGUUACUGGUACCACCGACAUUCCCCUCACCGCCAACGGCGAGCGUAUGGUCGGCGAGAUGGGCCCGCGCAUGGUCGGCCAGGACAAGCUGAUCCACCCGGAGCAAGUCCGCCACAUCUUUGUCUCCCCUCGCCAGCGUGCUCAGCGUACCGCGCAGCUCAUGUUCGCCGAGAACCCCCUCCCCAACUGCGUUGUCACCACCGACCCCGAGGUCGCCGAGUGGGACUAUGGCAAGUACGAGGGCAUGUUGACAAAGGACAUUCGCAAGGAGAAGCCCAACUGGGAUAUCUGGACCGAUGGCUGCCCUCCCGGCGAGACCCCCGGUGAGAGCCCCGAGCAGAUGACCGCUCGCGUCGACCACGUCAUUGCGCGUAUCCGCGAGAUCCACGCCCAGGCCACUGCCGAGUCCAACUCGCCCGAAAAGGUCGAGCACUCGGACGUCAUCAUCUUCAGUCACGGCCACUUCACCCGCUCGUUCAUUGCCCGCUGGUGCGACCUGCCCAUCACGGCUGGCUACCACUUUGCCGCCGAUGCCGGAGGUCUCGCGGUCCUCGGCUAUCAGCACAGCUCGCUCAAGGAGCCCUCUCUCCUCGGUCUUAACUGGUACACGGAGGAACAGAUCCGGGGCAAGUAA